UCCCAGACGGCACUGUGUAAAUGAUGAUAAUUUGUGUUCUUAGGUUGUUUGUCUGAGUUGAGUAAAAUUUGGAUUCGUUGGAAAACUAGAAAAGUAAGAUCUGAUAUAUAGCUACUCUAGUAACAUGGCCAAGAUCACAGAGCUUCCUUCAGAUGAUGAUUCUACACCAGAAGCAUCCAACAAGCCUUCUUCCAAGUCCCAGCAAAACUCUCUACCAAAACGGAAAAAAUCUGAUGAAUCGAUGUCUUUGAAAAACACUAGUGGUGUUUUAUACGUUAAUUAUAUCUUAUUGCCAAUAGUAAUGAUUAUUUUAAGCGCUGUAUUUUUGUAUUUCACUCAAAAUCACGAUAGAGAGGCGAAGUCAAGCCGACAAAAGAAGGGCAUCUUGAUGACAGCCACAGAGCUUUCAAAGCACGAUGGAUCGGACUCCAGCAUACCAAUUUACAUUGCAAUACUUGGACGUGUGUAUGAUGUUGAUAAAGGCAAAAGACACUACGGCAAAGACAGCGGUUAUAAUAUAUUUGCAGGCCGUGACUCUACUCCAUCUUUCGUGACAGGACAAUUCUCAAGAGAAAAAGCUACAGAUGAUGUCACAGGCCUCAGUCCUGAAGAAAUGCUUGGAAUAAAGGAAUGGAUGGAUUUUUACAGAAAAGAUUACACCUAUAUUGGCAAGGUAAUUGGAAGAUAUUAUGAUGAAAAUGGCUCACCAACUUCUGCACUGAAAAAAGCUAAGAAACUUAUCAAAGAAGGAAAACUCCUCAAAGAGAAGCAGAAAGAAGAAGAGAAAAAGUUUCCACCAUGUAAUUCAAAGUGGAGUCAGGACGAGGGSUCUGAAGUGUGGUGCUCAACAGAAAGUGGAGGAAUUCGAAGGAGUUGGACUGGUGUUCCAAGACAGUUUUUCAAGCCAGGCAGUAGACAAGCAAAGUGUGUUUGUGUAAGGACAACAGGGCCAUCUAGUGAUACAUUGGAAGGAAAUGAAGGUGACUUGAAUAAUCCCAACCUAAAGUUAUACCCAGGAUGUAAAAGGAUGGAUGUUUUGUGCAAGUUAAAGAGUUAAUUGAACWUUGGUAUUACAAUGGACAAUAAAACUAUUGCGGAAUGCUAUGGAAAAUCCUGGAAUGAGAAAGCCCAUUGAUGUAUUGGAACAAAAGUGACCUCAAAUCCCAAUUUUGUCAUUGAAAGCUGCAGAAGUCUUUGGCAUUGUUAGUUUUGGCCAAACUCAUGCAGUUUCCCUUGACAACAUUCAACAAAAAACAUCAGCCUUAAUACUUUUUUUUCACUCAUGUAAUGGCUUGUUUUUUUUUUCCAAACACUUACAAAUUAACAUGCAUUCAGCUGAACCAACACUGUUGUUCAGUUUUUGGUUUUGCUGCAUGCAUGCUAUCACGAAUCUUUAGUUAUUUCAGACAUGAUGACAUUACUCAGAUUUGUUGUAAAGAGAACUUGCUUACAUAUUCGCAUACAGCUGUACAACUUGAGACUGUAGUAUCUCACUCAAAAUGUCUGAAUGUUUACGUUUAGGUUAAAAGAAUCAGAAACAACCUACAGUACAAACCUAAUGAUUUUUCCUUGUAUUCGUCAUUUUUUCCGUUAUGGUUUACAAUAAAACKCUUAUUAUUAUACAUAAA
This is a messenger RNA of Exaiptasia diaphana, 1628 nucleotides long. RefSeq names its product neuferricin. Lineage: Eukaryota; Metazoa; Cnidaria; Anthozoa; Actiniaria; Aiptasiidae. The transcript is spliced from 2 exons. The record is from RefSeq and is a predicted model, not a curated record. Gene Ontology annotation, cellular component: endomembrane system; membrane. The coding region runs from base 125 to 1057 and encodes 310 amino acids.